Molecule: messenger RNA, 1528 nt
Organism: Esox lucius (northern pike)
Lineage: Eukaryota; Metazoa; Chordata; Actinopteri; Esociformes; Esocidae
Product: cofilin-2-like
Exons: 4
Coding region: 100-603 (167 amino acids)
Biological process (GO): cell motility; actin filament severing; actin filament fragmentation
Cellular component (GO): cytoplasm; actin cytoskeleton; actin cortical patch
Molecular function (GO): actin filament binding
Source: RefSeq, a predicted model, not a curated record
UAUUAGGCGCGUGUCCGGUGACUGGUGUUGUGCGAGCUGAACAAGAAAAAGAACGAACAUUUCCUUUUCGACUGACGCUGAUACACAAAAGACCGAGCCAUGGCCUCUGGAGUGACAGUGACCGAUGAAGUUAUUACAGUCUUCAAUGAGAUGAAGGUGCGUAAGGCUCAGCCCAACGAGGAUGAGAAGAAGAAAAGGAAGAAGGCAGUACUGUUCUGCCUGAGCGAGGACAAGAAGCACAUCAUCCUGGAAGAGGGCCAGGAGAUCCUCACUGGGGAUGUGGGUACCACUGUUGAAGACCCUUACCUGCACUUUGUCAAGAUGCUGCCCCCAAAUGACUGCCGCUACGCCCUCUACGAUGCCACCUAUGAGACCAAGGAGACCAAGAAAGAGGACCUAGUUUUCAUCUUCUGGGCCCCGGAAAGUGCCCCACUGAAGAGCAAAAUGAUCUACGCCAGCUCAAAGGAUGCCAUUAAGAAGAAAUUCCCAGGUAUCAAGCAUGAAUGGCAAGUGAACGGUUUGGAGGACAUCAAAGAUAGGCGCACCCUAGCAGAGAAGCUUGGAGGCUCCUCAGUGGUCACCCUUGAAGGGGGACCUGUAUAAACCCAUUUUUGAGUUUUAACUGCGGCCUACAGGGAAAGGAAAAACAGAAUUUAAAUUGAUGGAGGUAUGGCUGUUCAUUCCAGAAUGAGAAGGAAUUGGGUAGGGUUCUAGAUUACAUAAGUGGGGCCUGGGGGUGGGGGGUUUCUUGUGGGGAGAAAUCAAGUAUGCUAUUUCAUGGUUUAAAAUUGUGCUUAUUCCACUUCUCACAUUGAAGAACGUAGACCAGUCUUGAAUGAUUAUUUGUGAUGAAGGAUUCUGACAACAGAUUUGCGUCGUCAUUUCCCAUAUUGGCCUUGCUAUUUCCAAUCUUAUGAAGAAUAAUAAUGUAAUGGAUGAAUAUGUGUAAACGAUUGCAAGAUUGUCCUUGCAAUUUCAAAUCUGAUGAAGAACAAUGUGGUUUACAUCAAGACAUAAUGGUUGAUGACUUUUUAACCAAGACAAGAGGUUUUGUAUCUCACUCAUCCAGAGGGGUGUCUGGAUCAGGCAGAAGACAUGGAAACUGUUCAGAGCUCAGCUAUGACCAUCCCAGUGGGUAAACAUGUCAAUUUAUGCACACUGUUCACAAUUAUCUGAUGGUAAUUCCUUGAUUGCCAAAUUUGUUAUUCUUUACCAUGUCAGUAGCUAAAACUAGGUUUAUUUUUCAUCAUGCUUCCUGCGCAAUUAUUCCAAAACUUGACAUUAUUCCAGUAAGUUAUAAUUUCCAAGACAUUUGAGCAAACCAUCAUUGGCUUUUUGCAAAAUGCAUUCCUUUUUCUCAAAAUUUCAGAACCACUUGAACAGGAUUGAAAGACAGAGCCAGGGAUAUGUAGUUAUGUGGUUGGCACCAGUUGGAAAAAAAAACCAAUGAGAGCAAGUAGUGUGGAUGGAUAUAUUGUGGGUGUUUUUGUUUUGUCUCCUUGUCUGAAUAAAAAUGCACUUAAAUUUA